CUGUAGAGCAGAUAAAAUAUGGGGCCCCUGGCCCUUGAAGUUCAGUGUGUGUGUCUCUCUCUCUCCCCUGAGCUUGGAGAAAGGCAUCCGUAGCGCCUCCCUGGGGGACACGUAGAGGAGAGAAAAGCGACCAGGAUAAGAGUGGACAGAGGAAUAAGCAAGACUUGUUCUCCAUGAAACAGUCCCCUGCUCCGGAAGAGCGCUACCGCACAGCCGGGUCCCCAAAGCCGGUUUUGCGAGCUGAUGACAAUAACAUGGGCGAUGGCUGCUCUCAGAAGCUGGCGACUUCUAACCUCCUCCGGUUCCUAUUGCUGAUCCUGAUUCCAUGUAUCUGUGCUGUCAUUCUCUUGCUGGUGAUCCUGCUUUCCUAUGUUGGAACAUUACAAAAAGCCUAUUUUAAAUCAAAUGGGAGUGAACCUUUGGUCACUGAUGGUGAAGUACAAGGGUCCGAUAUCAUUCUUAUCAAUACAGCUUAUAACCAGAGCACUUUGGUGUCUACUGCACAUCCCAACCAGCACAUUCCAGCCUGGACUACGGAUGCUUCUCUCCCAGGGGACCAAAGUCACAGGAAUACAAGUGCCUGCAUGAACAUCACCCAUAGCCAGUGUCAAAUGCUGCCCUACCACGCCACUCUGACACCUCUCCUCUCAGUUGUCAGAAACAUGGAAGUGGAGAAGUUCCUCAAGUUUUUCACAUAUCUCCAUCGCCUCAGUUGCUAUCAACAUAUCAUGCUGUUUGGCUGUAGCCUCGCCUUCCCCGAGUGCAUCACUGAUGGCGAUGACAGUCAUGGACUCCUGCCCUGUAGGUCCUUCUGUGAGGCCGCAAAAGAAGGCUGUGAAUCGGUCCUGGGGAUGGUGAAUUACUCCUGGCCAGAUUUCCUCAAAUGCUCCCAGUUUAGAAACGAAACCGAAAGCAGCAACGUCAGCAGAAUUUGCUUCUCCUUGCAGCAGGAAAAUGGAAAGCAAUUGCUCUGUGGAGGGGGUGAGAGCUUUCUGUGUGCCACUGGAAUCUGCAUCCCCAGGAAACUGCAGUGUAAUGGCUACAAUGACUGUGACGACUGGAGUGACGAGGCUCAUUGCAACUGCAGUGAGAAUCUGUUUCACUGUCACACAGGCAAGUGCCUUAAUUACAGCCUUGUAUGUGAUGGAUAUGAUGACUGUGGGGAUUUGAGUGAUGAGCAAAACUGUGAUUGCAGUCCCACAACAGAGCAUCGCUGUGGGGAUGGGCGCUGCAUCACCAUGGAGUGGGUGUGUGAUGGUGACCACGACUGUGUGGAUAAGUCUGACGAGGUCAACUGCUCCUGUCAUAGCCAGGGUCUGGUGGAAUGCAGAAAUGGACAGUGCAUCCCCAGCACGUUUCAAUGUGAUGGCGACGAGGACUGCAAGGAUGGGAGUGAUGAGGAGAACUGCAGUGGCAGUCAGACUUCAUGUCAAGAAGGAGACCAAAGAUGCCUCUACAAUCCCUGCCUUGAUUCAUGUGGUGGUAUCUCUCUCUGUGACCCGAACAGCAGUCUGAAUAACUGUAGUCAAUGUGAACCAAUUACCUUGGAACUCUGCAUGAAUUUGCCCUACAACCACACAAGUUAUCCAAAUUACCUUGGCCAUGGGACUCAAAAGGAAGCAUCCAUCAGCUGGGAGUCUUCUCUUUUCCCUGCACUUGUUCAAACCAACUGUUAUAAAUACCUCAUGUUCUUUGCUUGCACCAUUUUGGUACCAAAGUGUGAUGUGAAUACAGGCGAGCGUAUCCCACCUUGCAGAGCAUUGUGUGAGCAUUCCAAAGGACGCUGUGAGUCUGUUCUUGGGAUUGUGGGCCUACAGUGGCCUGAAGACACAGACUGCAGUCAAUUUCCAGAGGAAAAUUCAGACAAUCAAACCUGCCUGAUGCCUGAUGAAUAUGUGGAAGCUCUUGUGGUAGAUUUUCGCUGUUGUGGUUGCUUUGAUUGUGUAAUUGCCAAUGCUGCUGAGACUUUCCAGCUGGAUGGUGGCUGGAAAACCUGUGGUUGUAAAGAGAGAGAUCUUUGGGAAUGUCCAUCCAAUAAACAAUGUUUGAAGCAUACAGUGAUCUGCGAUGGGUUCCCAGACUGCCCUGAUAACAUGGAUGAAAAAAACUGCUCAUUUUGCCAGGAUGAUGAGCUAGAAUGUGCUAACCAUGCGUGUGUGUCACGUGACCUAUGGUGUGACGGCGAAGCCGACUGUUCAGACAGUUCAGAUGAAUGGGACUGUGUGACCCUCUCUAAAAAUGUGAACUCCUCUUCCUUUCUGAUGGUUCACAGAGCUGCCACAGAACACCACGUGUGUGCAGAUGGCUGGCAGGAGGCAUUGAGUCAGCUGGCCUGCAAGCAGAUGGGUUUAGGAGAACCAUCUGUGACCGAAUUGAUACAAGAACAGGAGAAAGACCAGCAGUGGCUGACAUUACACUCCAACUGGGAGACUCUCAAUGGGACCACUUUACAUGAACUUCUAGUAAAUGGGCAGCCCUGUCAGAGCAGAAGUAAAAUUUCUCUUCUGUGUACUAAACAAGACUGUGGGCGACGGCCGGCUGCCCGAAUGAACAAGAGGAUCCUUGGGGGUCGGACGAGUCGCCCUGGAAGGUGGCCAUGGCAGUGUUCUCUGCAGAGUGAACCCAGUGGACAUAUCUGUGGCUGUGUCCUCAUUGCCAAGAAGUGGGUUCUGACAGUCGCCCACUGCUUCGAGGGGAGAGAGAAUGCUGCAGUUUGGAAAGUGGUGCUUGGCAUCAACAAUUUGGACCAUCCAUCAGUGUUCAUGCAGACACGCUUUGUGAAGACCAUCAUCCUGCAUCCUCGCUACAGUCGAGCAGUGGUGGACUAUGACAUCAGCAUCGUUGAGCUAAGUGAAGACAUCAAUGAGACUGGCUAUGUUCGGCCUGUCUGCUUGCCCAGCCCAGAGCAGUGGCUAGAGCCUGACACGUAUUGCUAUAUCACAGGCUGGGGCCACAUGGGCAAUAAAAUGCCUUUUAAGCUGCAAGAGGGAGAGGUCCGCAUUAUUUCUCUGGAACAGUGUCAGUCCUACUUUGACAUGAAGGCGAUCACCACUCGGAUGAUAUGUGCUGGCUAUGAGUCUGGCACAGUUGAUUCAUGCAUGGGCGACAGUGGUGGGCCUCUUGUUUGUGAGCACCCUGGAGGACAGUGGACAUUAUUUGGAUUAACUUCAUGGGGCUCUGUCUGCUUUUCCAAAGUCCUCGGGCCUGGCGUUUAUAGUAAUGUAUCAUAUUUCAUCGAAUGGAUCAAAAGACAGAUAUACAUCCAGACCUUUCUCCUAAAGUAAUUAUAAGGAUCAUCAGAGACUUUUGCCAGCUACACGAACAGAAAAUGGUCUUCUUGACUGUGAAGAGCUUUCUGCAGAGAGCUGUACAGAAGCACUUUUCAUGGAUAGAAUUGCUCAACCAUGUACUGCAAAUCUGCAUGUUUGUUUUGGACUAAUUUUCCUCAACUUAUUUUUUACCUUCAUUUUUCUCUUAUUUCAGGUUCAAUGAAAGGCUUUACAAAAAAUAACACAAAGCAGACUUUGUUCUUUUGCCAGGCCUAGCCAUGACUGUAGCACAAAAUUAUCAACUCUAGAGGGAUUUAAAAUCAUGCAGGUGCUACAAUAACAGGUUAUGGAAUGUUCUCUUUUAUACCAUCACAAAAAAGAUAUAGAGAUUUAGGCUGAUUAAUUAUCUCUGCCAGUUUUUGUUUCUCAACUCAGCAGCAUAGUGGUAAAUUUCACUGUUAACAUUGGAGACUUGCUUUUGAUUUAUUAAAAGCCAAGAUAAUUUACACAUUUAAAGUAUUUACUAUUACUCUUCUAACGUUUGCGUAAUUCUGAGAACUGAUAAAAGACAGCAAUAAAAGACCAAUGUCAUCCAUAUAGGUAGCAAGACAUAUUGAAUGCAAAGUUCUUUAGAGAUCAGUAUUAACACUUGCAUUAUAGAACCCCCAUUCUGGAUGUAUAUCAAGCUUAUAAUUUUAUAGAAGAGUUUUUAUAGAACUUUCCCAUAGCUGGGUUUUUUCAGUGUAUAUCAGUUGGCUGAUGAGACUGCAACAACUAGGUUGAUAUUUAUGGGCAAUACUUUGUUUUACUUAUGUGGCAAAGAACUGGAUAGAAGCUUUGCAAAGGAGAAUUUAGAUGAGAGAUACAAUUUUUAAAAAAGAAAAUUAAAUUGCAUCUCUUGCUCAAUUAAAUAUUUUUCAGUUUUCUUGCACUCAUGUGUGCCAACAAGGUCAUAAAAACUAUAUUUUAAAGCAUUGUAAAACUUUGCAUGGAGUAAAACAUUUGGUAACUUUCCUCAAAAGAUGUUUAAUAUCUGGUUUCUUCUCAAUGGUAAUUAAAAUUAUAGAGAUGAUUUUAAGCACUAGGACACUUUAUGCAAAUCAAUUUCUGAAGCAAUUAGUGGUUAAAAGUAUUUUUCCCACUAAAAAUCUUUAAAACACAAAUCUUCACAUAUACCUGAUUUAAUUAGGCAUCCAUUUUGCCUUUUAAACAACUAGGAUUCCCUACUAACCUCCACCAGCAACCUAGACUGCCUCAGCAUUCCAGAUAGAUACUACCAGCAAUUUUAUACAUGUAUUUUUUAACUUUUCUAUGUGUAAACAUAUAUGAAAUUCAAAAAAUUGUCUUAAUAAUUUCCAUAUUAUUCAUCUCCUGUCUUGCAGUUUGUAUAAACCUAAGGAGAGCGUGAAAUCUAGCAACUGAAUUGUGGUCACGAUUGUAUGAAAGUUCAAGAACGUAUGUCAGUUUUGCUAUAGUGGUAGGUACAUUCUUAAUGUAUCAACUUUUAGCCUUGCUCAACUUAGGUUCAGUGAAAUAUACAUAUUAUACUUAUUUUAAAUAAUUCUUAAUACAAAUAAAAUGGUCUAAUCACUUUUUUUUAAAUGGAUAUGGGUUACAAGUCCUAGGAAAUUGUUUCUAUCUCUAUAAUGGCGUGCUGGCACCUGUUUGCCAAUCACAGUUCGCCUCCCUUAUAUCUCACUCUCACAGGUGUGUGCACUUUUAUUUUAGAGGACCAAUGGCUCCUUGAUUGGUCUGAACUUAGAGGUUGCUAAUAGUCUCGAAUUGCCCACUGAGUGUUCAGUGAGAACUUUCGUCCUGGUAAGGGCGCAGAGAUCUUUAACAUCUAGGAUAAAUUUCAGGAACCCAACACAAUUAUUUUAUAAAUCUUUUGUAAUAAGGUUAUAUCCCAAAUAUAUAUACUAUUAAUCAAUUUUGUUUACUGAGAGCAAUGAUAUAAUACUUGGUCCCCCCAAAUUUGGUGAAAUACACACCAGCUUGGGUAACUUUAUAUAAAAGAGUAUUGACUUAUAAAUGUCACCAUUUAUAAGGCUUCAUACAGAUUCCAACCUCCUUAGCCUAAGGUCCAGAUGUGUUUCAGAAUUCAAAAUUUUUCAAUUUUUAAAAAGGAAUACAGUUUAGCACUCAGUAAUGAAAUAUAUUAAUAUUUCUGUAGCAAAGUAUGUGAAGAUUACAGUAAGUAAAGUACAUAAAUAGCCUUAUAAUUUGUUCGGGACAUUGAAUUUAUGCCUAAUUUAAGAAAUACAUUUCAGUUUUCAGAGGUUUGGAGAUUUUGGAAUUGUGGAUACGAGAUUGUGACCCCAUAACAUUAACACUCAAUAUUUUCCUCUAUUCAUAUGUACAGAUAAUUGGCAUUCUGAAAAUUGAUUUUUUUCUUAGUGUUUUUUAGCUCAUUCUUUGUCCUCAGAGUCUAACCUUUUUAUUUACAACUGAAUGUAUCUCUAAAUUAUUGUUUAUCAGAAGAUGACAAUCUCAGGGAAUGAAUGGCAGUUGCUAUGAGGAUAAUAAAUGAUAUGACAUCAGUGAUUUUCCAUAUAAGAAAAGGCAAAAGCAAUAUGCUGGUAAAAGACAUGGUUCGUGACUUUCCUUCUAAGUUCUGGUACUAUUCACAGUUGGAUUCGGCAAAUGUUUACAAGAGUGAUGACAGUUUUUCAGUAUACAUGAUUUAUGAAACAGUUUAUUUAAAAAAAAAGUCAUAAGAAAGCAGAAAGUAACUUCCAUUAGCUAUGUAGAUUUUGAAAGUUCUAGAAAUCAGCUUAUGUAAAAGACUUUGCAAUAAUAAUAGAAAGCUACAAAAAUAUCAGACCAGAAUAGUUGGCAGAAGGUAGAAAACUAAACCCUGAGAAUAACAGUCAUUAAGAAGACCUUGAUGUAGACAUCGCAUGUGAGCAUGGAGACUCAGGAAGGACAUUCUAGAUGAUUGGUGGCUGACAACUUUCAAAUACAAUACGUAGAGAUAGGAUUUCAAAAGAACUUCAACAGGAAUAUAUGAUCUUAUAACAGCACCUGUCCUUACUUAGUAUAGUUUCUUUGUUAUAACUAAAGCCAGCAUACAUGAUUUGCAAUAGCAGUAAACUUGCUGUAGACAUUCCUGUCCUCAAAUGUAUUUUAAAACCAAAUUUUUCUGAGAACCUCAUAGAAACCUCCAGAGAACAACUUGUAUUAUUUUCAGUUUAUAUCUCUUAUUUUAGAGGCUCCAACACCUGAAAAGUCUCAUGGUAUUGUAAAACACUAUGAACCUUCAAGAGGUCUCCAGAAGAUUGUUUUGAAAUUGAUUGUAUCACUUUGAUUACGCUAUUGUCAGUUUUAGAACACUGGAAAUUGCCCAAUAGGCUACAGGCAGAGCUGAUGUCUGCCUGACCUAUGGCUUCAGUUUCCUAAUUGACAACAUCUAUACAGAGGCAGAUCUCAUAAAAGGUCUUCUCCUGACUGGAAGCUGAGAGAGGAAUGCAUUCCUGAUCCCUGAUGAAACCCUAGAAUCCCUCUUUCCCCUUUCCAGUGAAGGCUCCACCUC
Messenger RNA from Sapajus apella (tufted capuchin), 6801 nucleotides. RefSeq names its product corin, serine peptidase (gene CORIN). Gene Ontology annotation, biological process: regulation of blood pressure; acrosome reaction; peptide hormone processing. The transcript has 23 exons. The coding region runs from base 174 to 3284 and encodes 1036 amino acids. The record is from RefSeq and is a predicted model, not a curated record. NCBI's taxonomy places the organism in Eukaryota, Metazoa, Chordata, Mammalia, Primates, Cebidae. Gene Ontology annotation, molecular function: protein binding; serine-type endopeptidase activity. Gene Ontology annotation, cellular component: membrane.